UCUCCGGAACCGUGGUUCCACUGUCAACUUUUUUCAAGCAACAUCCCAUUACGGCCUUACAAAAUCGAACGCAGUAAUAUGCAAAGGGCCCUGCUUAGACACUAACACGGAGAGGGAGAGGGAGAGGGAGAGAGAGAGAGAGUGAGAGAGGGUGGGAGGUAGAGGAAGCUUCUCGCUCCUUCCUGCCCCUGUGGAACUAACCCCCACUUCGUACAAUUCCACUCCAUUCGUGCGUCUGCGCGCCAUAUUCCCGUAGCCAAACAAAAGUUGUAGUGAAAUGCUCUGACGCGGGCGACAUAGUCCAAAGACACGAUAGAACAGUAAGUCAGUUUAGUUGGACAGGCAAGGGAGUGCUUGCGAUAACGUGUGUGUGUGUGUGUGUGAGAGAGAAAGUGUGUUUGUAAUUACUGUGUUCGUUAUCUAUGCAAGUGGUUGGUGGCGUUUUUAAGCGCCAUAGCAAGAAAUAAAACCGACGUGCGAGUGGUGGUUGUUGAUUGUUUUGAACCUGGAUUAAAGUGAACGUAACAGCAAAAGAAAUAAACCAUGUUUGAUGUGUUUGGCUCCGUGAAGGGGCUUCUUAAACUAGACUCGGUAUGCAUAGACAACAACGUGUUCCGGCUUCAUUACAAAGCCACCGUAAUCAUCUUGAUUGCGUUUUCGUUGUUGGUUACAUCUCGACAAUACAUUGGUGAUCCAAUCGAUUGCAUAGUCGACGAAAUUCCCCUCGCUGUUAUGGACACAUACUGUUGGAUUUACUCUACGUUUACGAUACCGAAUCGACUGGGAGGUAGGCCUGGUAUAGAUGUGGCGCAUCCCGGCGUUUCCAGCCACAACGAAAAUGACGAAGUCAAAUACCACAAGUACUACCAAUGGGUUUGCUUCGUACUGUUCUUCCAAGCCAUUUUGUUUUAUGUACCUCGCUAUCUAUGGAAAACGUGGGAGGGUGGACGGAUCAAGAUGUUGGUACUAGACCUAAAUUGCCCAGUAGUAAGCGAAGACUGCAAAGCCGAUCGAAAGAAGCUGCUGGUAGACUACUUUUCAACGAACUUACAUACACAAAAUUUCUAUGCAAUACGCUUCUUCAUCUGCGAAGCGCUUAACUUCAUCAAUGUUGUGGGUCAGAUCUACUUUAUGGAUUUCUUCCUGGAUGGGGAAUUCACCAACUAUGGCGCCGAUGUUAUCAGGUUUACUGAAAUGGAGCCAGAGGACAGAGAAGAUCCAAUGAGUCGUGUGUUUCCCAAGGUGACAAAGUGCACAUUCCACAAAUAUGGUCCUUCAGGUACGGUGCAGAAGUUCGACGGACUCUGCGUGUUGCCCCUAAACAUCGUGAACGAGAAGAUCUACGUGUUCCUGUGGUUCUGGUUCGUGUUCCUGUCUGUGGUGACUGGCAUUGCGCUGCUGUACCGGGCUGCUGUAAUCAUGGGCCCGCAGAUACGCAUGUACCUACUCCGGGCCAGAUCUCGUCUAGCACCGCAGGAGCAGAUAGAAGCCAUAUCCCGCAAAUGCCAGAUUGGGGACUGGUUCGUCCUGUAUCAGCUUGGUAAGAACAUCGAUCCACUCGUCUACAAAGAACUCGUGGCGGACUUGGCCAAGAAGUUAGAAGGAAAAGAAACAGUGUAAAAAUAUCCAUGUGCCUUGUCGUUUUGUUUUAUAAAAAAACUAAUAUGAAUUAUAAAAAGAAAUCUAAUGGGAUUAGCUGAGGCAAAGUAGGCGUAAUUAUUGUGUUCAAUUCAUAGGUCGCCACGUAGCGCAAACAAAACUUUGCCUUGUCUCCAUGCACCACCUGCAUCAGCUGGUAUUAUAGGUUAUGUUCACGAUGAAGCCUGACACCACUGUCUGGCAGUGACGUGCUAUAAGCUGAUUCAAGUUGUGCGUGGGCUCUAGAUACAAGAUGAAAUAUUUGAUUCCUGUGAUGUAUUAGAAGACUGGAUGGAGGUUAUGGCUCGUCACGAAUUUGGUACACAUGGACCUGCAUUUCAUGUAGCCUGCAAUGCCAGGAACAAUACUAUUUGCUUGUUUGCAUAAUAGAUUUUUUUAUUUUAAUAUUUGUUGUGCAGACUGUUGGGUAUUUGAUCUUAAUCUGGGCCAGAAAUUUGAAUGGUGGUAAGGUCUAGAUUCUGUUUUGUCUUUUUAAGUUUCCGUAGUAAAUAGUGACUUCACUUCUGGCAGAAGCUUCCAGGAAAAGAAAGCAAGCAAGACAUUCUGCCAUUAUGUUCCCCCUAUUUCCAACAUCAAUUUUCACUGUUGAGUUUUCUUGUACUCAUAUUUAUUUAAUUGUAGUUCUAAAAUUUAGUGUUUGCAUUGGUUAACAUGUAAGGAUUUUAAUCUCAAAUAAGUGGGACCAACUUUGUUUUGAUAUUACAUCAAUUGUCUUGCAAACACGUAAAUGUUCGUGAUGUCUGUCGAUGACUUUAACGUUUCUCAGUUACCCAUUUAGUAAAAGUCUUUGAAUAUGUAAAACAAUAUAAAGUGUUGGAAAGACAUAUCAGAUUUAAGGAUUCAAAAAAGAAUCCUUGCUCCCUCUUUCCAGCCUAAAACAUUUUUAUAAACAUCUGUUGUGGAGUUGUGUUUUGUUGAGUGGUAAACUGUUCAAUUAAAUGAAUUUGUUCGUGAAAUUACAAUGACAAAUUAGUGAAUAAGAAAUAGAAAGGUUCUUGCAUUCCUAACAGUAAUAAUUUACAUUCUGAAUCCAUAUCUAUAGUUUUUAAGUACAUGAAUAUAUUCUGUGAUUAAUAUUGCAGUUUCCAGAAGUGCCAACAGAUGUUGCUGCUGUGAUGGCAAUGUAACAGAACUGUUACAGGCAAUAUCGAUAUUCAUAUGGAAUUGAAAUGUUUCCACUUGCUUUUUUCUUAAUAUACUAGAAUCUAUUCAUAUUAUUUCCACGUAAUUCAGUUAUGAUUUAACACAUAACUCAGUUUCUGGAUGCUGCAAUUUUACCAAUAAUUAUUCUAGUGAUAGUAUUUGUAUUUUUCUUCAAGGUUAAGCAAUAUCCAUUUUAAAUGUAUGAUUAAGUUUUUCUUAUGCAAAAUUGUCUCGAUACAUUCCGCAUUGAAGGGGCCACAGCACAUGUCCUUUCAUUUUCCUUGUCAAAAAGGACAUUUUUCUAUUAUCAUACCCUAAAUGUUUUGAGAGCAAUAAUCACCUUAUAUAGCAGUGCAUGGUAUAGUUGUCACGUUUAAAAUGGGGGAGGCACAGCUGUAUAUUGGAGACCAUCGCAAUAUUACGUUUUGAAUUUGAUUGUAAGGAAAGAAAGACAAGCCACAGUCAAUGUCUUGGAAUAGUAAACCAUGCUUUUUGGCAGUAGUUGGAAAUUUGUACGUGUGGUUUUCAUUUAGAUGUGCCAACUGUUUAUUGAUGAUAAUUACGUCGCACGAGAUAAUAUUCCCCAUUUCUGACUACUGUUGAUGAACUUCAGUUUCAGGUCAAGCCAAGCCAUUCCACUUUCUGUUUGAAUUGUGAGAGAUCGUAUUUCGCAAAAUCUUUUUUAAUGCUGUUUUAUUAAAUAUACUGCAAAAUGCUUUGAUUCGUUUAUUGUGGGCAAAAAAGAUUAAUCCCUAGAAAAAACAAGUUGGUAGCAAUGAUACACAUUGAUAUUGGCUAUUGUGUCAUUUGAUCAGUGUUGAGUAGCCUGCUUUGACACACUGUACGAAGGGCAAAUCGUUAAGAAUGUUUUCUAUUAUAAUUGUGUGUACAUUUGAAGAAGCGUUACUUAAAAUUUGCCCUUUGAAUAAUGACAUUUUAUAUUAUGUAUAUUCUUUAUAUUCUGUGUAAUGAUGCAUGUAAUGGUAAGUCAAGUAACCAUUCCAAUAUCACAAAAGAAGUGAAACUCAAGUAAUCCAUGUGCCUUAGACUCACUAUUGUUAAAUACUUCGAUCUAAGACCAUUUUCUACAAGGCUGAAAAAUUGUGAUAUUCUUUGUCGGGGGUUUCAUUUUUACAAUUCAAAUUGCUCAGAUUUGAAGUGAAGUAUGUCCAAAACUUCGCCAUUUCUAUGUCAUCGCUACUUUUACACUGGUCAUGCUCUUAUCUGUCACAUUUUGAAUAUGUAAACAUAGCCUUGUGGCUUAUAUUUUUGGACAUCACUGUACACAAGGUACAUUCCUCGGUUAUCUUUUGUUGUGUCAGUUGUAUGUAGAAAACCCUAAUGAAUGGGCCUCUUUUAUUUGUAAGCAACCAUUUACCAUGUUCAUCCAAUAAAUACACUGCUUAUAUAGUUUUUUCA
Messenger RNA from Zootermopsis nevadensis, 4221 nucleotides. NCBI's taxonomy places the organism in Eukaryota, Metazoa, Arthropoda, Insecta, Blattodea, Termopsidae. The record is from RefSeq and is a predicted model, not a curated record.